AUGGGUAAUAGUGCUAUUAGUUUACCAUCCAAACAGAGGUAUGACGAGUUCAAUGACAGGUCCUAUGGGUGUAAUCUCUAUAGCUUAGACGGUGCAGUAGGGAAAAGUAGGUUGGAAGGUGCACUAACACAACAUCGGAGUAUUCGGAGUUAUGUAGAGAAGAUUGUGGAUGCAUGGUGCUAUGUGUCAAAGAUGAGUACAGGGAGCCCAUACCAUAAGGACCGCUGUUAUUUCUUCUACUACUGGUUAGGAGAAAUAGUACGCAACACAAGAGAAGGCACAACUAAUUUUAAGAAUAUCAUGGACACAAUAUAUAAUACACUGAGCACAUGGGUCCCUAACGAACAGUGUAAGUAUAUGUACCCGGACACGGCGAAGCAGCAUUUCAAGCAUAUGAAGCAAAUGUUUGACUAUUACUACGACUUCAGUGGUAUAUGUGCACUAAUACAGCAGGAUCAGUCAAAAUAUACUGAUUACUCCGGUUAUCUGAGGGAAGCUGCUGAAGCCUAUAAUAGUAUGAAUGCGUAUUGUUUGAACCAGGGCUCGGAUAAACAGUACUGUACGGAGAAUGGAAGUACAUUUAGUACAAAGGGGAGUCCCGAGGAGUUCGAGGAAAAAUGCGAAUCGGAACAUGGGCUCAAACCUAUAUCCAUGGCAGAAAUAGGGAAGGCAGAUCCAGAUAAAUUACCUUCAGAAAAUGUAUAUGCCUUAUUUAAGGAAGGCAACACGUGUACCACAUGGACCACUCGGGGGCGAGGAUGUAACCAGAGUGUAAAGGCGGCAGUGCAGGGAGGAUUAAGGAGCUUCAAUAUGGAAGACGAGAACUUAUCUGGUGAAAUUGUGAGGAAUCAUUAUCGUGCAUGUAAUGGGAAGAAGUUGGAUGGCACCCCAUCCUACUUUGAGCCUUGUCAUUUCUUUUAUUAUUGGUUAGGGUACAGAAUAAAAAAUGAAGUCAAGGAACCUCAUGAACUGAAUACAGUCAUGACUUCAAUUUAUGGCAAUCUGACUAACACGAAAUGUACGAAUAGCUGUAGUAAAUUAUAUCCUCAAAUGGACAAAAACAUAUUUGACAAAAGAAAAGAAAUAUUUGAUUAUUCCUAUAAUUAUAAUAUUUUAUCAAAGGACCAGGGGGAUAAUAGAUAUUUAUGUAGUGAAGAUUGUAGCACAUAUUUAGACGGACUUAAGGGAGCAUAUUCGAGUGUACAAAGUAGUUGUAGUGAAACAACUGGGGGGGAUACAUUUUGUAAUGAAUUUAAUAGGGAAUAUGAGAACUCUUUCCAAAAUGGGGAACCUAAAUUGCAAUGCCAGACAACAGCAAAGAAACCUUCUGCUGGAGAUGACUUCGACCUUGGCGACGCCGUGGUAGAUGGUGGAAAUGACGACCCACCACCACCACCAAAACCCAAACCAAAUCCCAAUCCAAAUCAAGCCGGCAGUAGUGGUUCUUUUUCCGAUGCCGAUUUAGCAGAUGGUGUCUCUGGUGGAGAAGGAAAGGGUGGUAGUGACGGUGGUGGUAGUCAUAGGAAAGAAGGGGAAGAAGAUAGCAGUAACGUCACUAUUGCAGUUCCUUCUGCAUUAGCUGCAGUAGGAUUACCGACAAUUGCUGCUCUCCUUUUUUACAAGUAUAAACCUUUCUUCUUGAGGAAACACAACCACUCUGGAAAUGGAAGAAGGAGAAGAUCCCGUAGGAGAGAAUUUAAUGAAUUUGAUGAUGACGACACCUCAACAAUAGAAUAUUCGACAACAAAUUCGAAUUCCGAUUUAACAACAGCAACGGAUCCUUCAGAAUAUUCUGUUCCUUAUAUCAGAUAA
Molecule: messenger RNA, 1812 nt
Organism: Plasmodium coatneyi
Lineage: Eukaryota; Apicomplexa; Aconoidasida; Haemosporida; Plasmodiidae
Product: KIR protein
Exons: 4
Coding region: 1-1812 (603 amino acids)
Biological process (GO): T cell extravasation; homotypic cell-cell adhesion; positive regulation of neutrophil extravasation
Source: RefSeq, a predicted model, not a curated record